Messenger RNA from Colletotrichum truncatum, 396 nucleotides. Its product is annotated as efflux pump antibiotic resistance. NCBI's taxonomy places the organism in Eukaryota, Fungi, Ascomycota, Sordariomycetes, Glomerellales, Glomerellaceae. The record is from RefSeq and is a predicted model, not a curated record.
AUGGCACCACAAUUCCAUCCAGCUCACAUCCUCCCCCUGUUGUUCGCCACAACCUUCACAAUUGGCGGUGCGCUACCUUUGUGGAACCCGACCCGCGCUAUUCUCGAAUUUGGACUCCCUGAGCAUAUCGCAAAUACCAAAGAAGCACAUUCUCCUUUCGCUGUCUACGGGUCGCGUAUGACGGCAUGGGGCAUCGCGAUGUGGUCCUUUUAUCUUCGAGGCAACAUCAAAGCCCUCGACACCAUGCUGGCUGUGCUAUUCUACAUGGGUAUCGCGGACGGGUACGUUUGUUAUAUGGAAGGCGUUCCUGGACGAGCCCUUUUUCGGUUCUUGGCUUCGGCUGUUCUUUCAGGAUGGGGGUUUCUAGGUCUUACAUCAAGAUUAUCGAGGGCGUGA